CAGGGCAGGGCAGGGCAGGGCGGACAGGAGGCUCGAGCUUUCUGCGCUUUGCGGGCGGAAUCGUUAUUUCACAACCGAAGCAUUUGUUUGUGACGGGGGCGCGUGCGGGGGUUUGGCGGUGUGUUUAUGUGGUGUGAGUGUUGCUUGGGCGCGUGCGCUAAUUUUAGCUCAGUCACUUUAGUCGAUGACCAAAAAAACACAAAGCCACCCGGAGUUUAUCGCGAUUUAAAAUGGAAUAAAUGAAUAAAACAGUGUUUUUGUCCUGUGAGUGGGGAAUGGGAGUCGAUUCGGACAGGCGGAGACACGGAACGGGGUUCAAGCUAACGGCUUUGCUGAAUAUAGGGCGGGUGGCACAGAGAGACAGCUAGCAUGCUAGCAAGGGCUAAUUAGCAAAGCUAGCUGACAGACUUAUUAUUCUGACUAUUUCUUCUUUUAUCGCUUCAGUGUGUGAGAGAAAUGUUGAUAUUCACACCUCCUUCAUGUUGCUAAUGCAGCUUGUUAGCUAACCCGGGCUGUGCUUGAGCCGUGCUUCAGUGUCGAGUUUGAUUCUAAAUUUAAAAAUAAAAUAUCCUUCAAACACAAACCCGUACUUUCACUCUUCAUCCCUGUUUCCUCCAUUUUCCCUGUUUUUGAGAGACUCAGUGUUGAGUGAGGGCAGGAAGUGACUCUCAGCUCAUUCCUCAGGAGUUAAAGUUCCACGCAAUUUUCGUCUGUUGGAGGAGCUGGAAGAAGGCCAGAAGGGAGUUGGCGAUGGCACGGUGAGCUGGGGCCUGGAGGAUGACGAGGACAUGACCUUAACACGGUGGACGGGAAUGAUCAUCGGACCUGCACGAACUAAUUACGAAAACAGGAUAUACAGCCUGAAAGUGGAGUGCGGCCCUAAGUAUCCUGAAGCACCACCGACUGUUAGAUUUGUAACAAAAAUUAGCAUGAAUGGAAUAAAUAAUUCCAAUGGGAUGGUGGAUGCACGUAGCAUACCAAUUCUAUCAAAAUGGCAAAAUUCAUAUAGCAUUAAAGCCGUUCUUCAAGAGCUUCGGCGUCUAAUGAUGUCCAAAGAGAAUAUGAAGCUUCCUCAACCGCCUGAAGGACAGACGUACAGCAAUUAAUUGUAAAAGAUUGUUUUUGACCAUCUGUCUUAAAAAUAAACAAAAAAAACCCAACAAAACCCCCCCCCCCCCCCCCCCCCCACCUUACUCUGUUAGUCUCAUGUCAGCGGAGAUAGAGAAAGAAAGGGGGAAAAAAAGUCAAUUUGUUCACUCUGCGCAUGAACAGACAUCGUUCCAAGGGCAGGAUUGGAGAUUUCAAACUCGUUUAGCUUCUCAGAGAAAACGUGAGUCACGGCGUGAAAUUGAAAUACAACAGAGUGCACACGUUCACACAUUUUUCUCCUCCAGGAAUGUUAUGUCAAGCUUUAUUGUUUCAGUAUUUUUUUUUUCACAUCGCCACAAAAAAAAAAAGAGGCAGGAUGGACGUUUUGAAGUUAAGAUUACCUGGUGGCAAAUAACUUGCUGAAAAAGAUGCCUAUGUGAAACGACAGCAUGAUUAGUUUGGAGGGGGAGAAAUACAUAAGUGUAAUAAAUUAUCUGAAUGAUAGAAGCCUUUGUGAUGAUUAUACUAAAGUGUGCCUGUAGUCUGUAGUAUCACAAACUGAAGGGGUGGCUGGUUCUUUUUUUUUAUUUUUAUUUUUUUUAAAUACUACUUGUAUGACAGUUGCCGUUUGAUUCUCAUUGCGCUGUUUUUGUUCAAUUAGACCGUUCAUUUAACUUGUGUAGAAAACGUCAGGUACAUAAACAUUGAUCAAGCCCGUAUCGAUCUCUCUCACACACUCGCUGUACGUCUACACCUCGCUCAUUGCGGAUUAAACGUUGAUUUACUGUACGAAGUGACGCAAUGAACUUUUUGAGGAUGUUCCCCAGCACACCAUCACACCCUGACUUCCUCCUUCACGCAGUUUCAUGAUGAUAUUGAAUUAACCAUUGCUGCUCUUUUUUUCCCUUUUAACCACACCGCCACUUCCUUAAUCCCUGGCUAAACUAAACUUUCACCUCGAAUCACUUAUCUGAGCCUAUCAUGAGCCUCAUUUUGAGUAAUCUGAAGCAGUACACUGUAAUAACAAAUAGCUAACGUAGUCGUUACUUGUUAAUAAGCUAGGAAAGCUUAAAGGUGGGUUGUUUUUUUUUUUCUUCUCUGAAAUCAAUCAGAUACCCAACAAAGUGUGGACACCAGUCGCUUUAACACAUCUCAAACAUUUUGGUCCCUUUUUGUCUUUUUUUUUUUUUUUAAGAUAUAUAUUCUGGUUCUGUUGAAUAUGUGACACCGGGGCUGUAUUCAGGAUAAUAAAUAUUGUGGAACACAAA
This is a messenger RNA of Neoarius graeffei (lesser salmon catfish), 2357 nucleotides long. It is a transcript of the gene ube2v2, whose product is annotated as ubiquitin-conjugating enzyme E2 variant 2. Gene Ontology annotation, cellular component: nucleus. Lineage: Eukaryota; Metazoa; Chordata; Actinopteri; Siluriformes; Ariidae. The record is from RefSeq and is a predicted model, not a curated record. The transcript is spliced from 4 exons. Gene Ontology annotation, biological process: protein K63-linked ubiquitination; DNA damage tolerance. The coding region runs from base 789 to 1106 and encodes 105 amino acids.